Pseudovirgaria hyperparasitica is the source of this 421-nucleotide messenger RNA. RefSeq lists its product as uncharacterized. The transcript has a single exon. The record is from RefSeq and is a predicted model, not a curated record. The coding region runs from base 91 to 366 and encodes 91 amino acids. NCBI's taxonomy places the organism in Eukaryota, Fungi, Ascomycota, Dothideomycetes, Acrospermales, Acrospermaceae.
CGAGCAGUUAUAGCUGUUCUAAUACCCAGAGCCCACGCGUGUAUCCCCCUGGGCACGCUCGAACUGCCAUGAAUCAUGAUGAUAUGACUCAUGACACGGAUGACACCAAGGACGAGAAAUGACACAAGGAAGAGACGAAUUUUCCACGCACACACACACAAGGUUCAUAAUUUGCAUGCAUAUUUUGGUGGCGUCGCUCUUUGGAUCUAUACCGGUAUUAUGAUACCACAUGGGCUUCUGCAUAAUUCUGUAGAGCUGCAUUGCUUCUCCCUUUUGUCGGCCUUUUUUUUAUGUGGCGUCGAGCAGGCGUUUGUGGGUUUAUUCUGGAAAGGAACGAACAAAACUUAUAUAUUAAUACCAACCUAGCGAAACCUGAGAACUUGAAUGAUAUCUUAUAUUGUUUGCCGGUCAUUUGAACUUG